AUGUCGUUCAACCGUGUCUCAUCAUUCGGAUCUCAGGACAGUGGCUACGAGACUGCCUCAAGUCAAGAGAGUGUAUCCUACACUGCCUCCAAACAACAGGACAAUACCAAAGAAGUAGCUAGACAUCGUCAACAUCUACUGGCUCAAGAACUGUCGAGGCAGGAUUCAGAAGAGUAUGGACAGGACAUGCUCGACCACAUGCUGAGAAUGGAUCAAGAGACCAUGCCCGACGUUGACAGCAUCGACAUUCAGACUGAGAUACAGUGGUUCAUGAGGCCAUACUUGCUUGACUUCCUCGUUGAAGCUCAUUCGGCUUUUCAAUUGCUCCCAGAGACCCUCUUCCUCACAGUCAACUUAUUGGACCGCUACUGUUCCAAGAGGGUCGUUUACAAACGUCAUUAUCAAUUGGUCGGAUGUGCCGCACUGCUGAUAGCCUCGAAAUAUGGUGACAAAAAGGAGAAGGUGCCAACAAUCAAGGAAUUGAAAUCAAUGUGCUGCUCCUUGUAUGAUGACGAUAUGUUCUUGCAGAUGGAAUGGCAUGUGCUGUCGACCAUCGGCUGGACCAUUGGCCAUCCUACUGUGGACAACUUCUUGCGCAUGGCCACCAGAGACAAUGUUCAGGAUCCUGAGGUUGAUAAUAUGGCCCUAUAUAUCCUGGAGAUUGCCCUCUACCACCGGGACUUUGUAUCUAAGAGAUCAUCACAACUGGCAUUGUCUGCAUUGGCCCUUGCACGAAACAUCCUUCGUCGCAAUGCAGCGAGACACACCGAGUGGGCGGCGACCUUCGAUGCCACAACCUUUCAGGAGCUGAUGCUCAAGAUCAACGAGCCUUCCCAGAUAUUGUCUCGGAAAUAUGCAUCUGCUCGACACUCUUGUGUAUCACGGACAUUAUCCCAUGUCCUGGCUCAGCAAGCAGCUGCUCAAGCACAGUUGACACAGGCCACUGCUUAUGACCUGACACCACCUUCAUCUCUAGGCAAGCCUGGCCACUACUUCCAGUCAUAUGCUACACCACAGAAGCCGGCUAUUCCUUCCAUCGUGCAGCACGGCCUGUAUACGCCACCCAUCACACCAGGUGAAGACAUGUUUGGUAUCACGCAGAAGACCUUCUCCUCGAAUCAAUACGUGCCUCCUACACCUACUGAAUACCAGCAAGGACAAUAUCAUUAUCAACCAUCGCACGUACAACCUACCAGUCACAGAUGGACAUCAGUCGACUCUUAG
Molecule: messenger RNA, 1224 nt
Organism: Lithohypha guttulata
Lineage: Eukaryota; Fungi; Ascomycota; Eurotiomycetes; Chaetothyriales; Trichomeriaceae
Exons: 1
Coding region: 1-1224 (407 amino acids)
Biological process (GO): mitotic cell cycle phase transition; regulation of cyclin-dependent protein serine/threonine kinase activity
Cellular component (GO): nucleus; cytoplasm; spindle pole body
Molecular function (GO): cyclin-dependent protein serine/threonine kinase regulator activity
Source: RefSeq, a predicted model, not a curated record